GUCUGAGUGGCCUGGUGUACGGUGCUCCUCACUCCGCGAAGUUGCAGAAGCCGAGCGUGCGUCUGAGGCCGGGACCCCCGCGCUCACGCCUCUUUUCUGCCUGCCCCAUGGCGCAGGUCUUUCUGAACAGCCUGGGCUGGGGUUGACGGAACUUCUUUUCCCGCCCCAACUCUUUCCAGAGGCAGACACUCGGGGAUUCACUCCGCAGUCUACAAGUUCCAGUGGUCUGAGCCGAAGAUGAAGCCAUCUAUCCUGCCUCCACUCCACCAAGGCACUGGCCACAAUAAAAGCAAAGUGAAGAUCUUAUCUAGAAUUCAGUCAGGGAUACAGAACCAGGCCACUACAGCGAUGAAGAGUCCACGGGGAUUGAGAAAAAAGGAGCAGUUGCACAUGGGGAAGAUGCAGGCCAAAGUUCGACUGAUGAGGUCCAUGCUCCGGAACCAGCGGACCUCGCUCCAGGACCUCUUAAACCACGAGAGCUUCCUCAGCAAGCUCAACCAGGAGCUGAUAAAGACCAUCGAGGACAUGGAGGAGAGCACGGGUCGGAACGCGCGCGCGAUGCUGCAGCAGCAGGGCGUCCUCGGGAAUGUCAUCGACAUCUUGGAGUAUUCAAACAAGAAGAGGGUGCAGCAGUUGAGGUCUGAGCUCCAGCAGUGGGAAGAAAAGGAGGAAUACAAGAUAAAUGGCCUGCAGCGACAGGUGGACCAGAUGAAUGCUGAGAUCCACCAGGCGCACGAGGAGGUGGGCUUCCUGAGCACGUACAUGGAUCAUGAGUACCCCGUCAGGUCGGUCCGGAUUGCCAGCCAUAAGCGCCAGUUGCAGCAGGCCAAGGACAGCCAGCAGGAUGAGUUGGAUAACCUUUAUGAGAUGCGCAGAUCAGUCCUGGAGUACAUCUCCAACAGUAUUCACCAGAAGAAGAAAAGCAUUCUGAGGGCUCUGAUGGUGAAAACCCAACAACCUCACGAGGAGAUGCUCCUGAUGAAGACCCGGGGCAGCCAGCAAGUGCGGAGGUGCAUGGUCUGGUUCAGAGAGCUUAUUGAGGAACUGAACAAGGAAAUACCCGUGUUAGCGGAUGAGGUGGAAAGACUGCAGACUGAGCUCUGGGAACCCCGGCAGAUUGCUUUUGAAGAUGUCCUACUGCAUAGACCCAGGUGCAACCCAGACAUGCCUGUCAUCCUGAGAAUACCCGUGGAAGAGCAGCUCCCUUUCUAGAUGGCAGUGCCAGGGGCCACCUUCUGCCCUGCUCUUUCUCAGCAUCUGGAGCUGUGAGGGGUUUGCUGCAACACACGGCUCCAUGCCGACUGAUCUGCAGGUCCCCCUCUGAUGCUUGGGCCAGGCGGGACUCUCUAGUCCAGCCUCCUGGCCCUUUCUGCCAAUAAAGCUGGGUUUGCGUGUU
Messenger RNA from Jaculus jaculus (lesser Egyptian jerboa), 1396 nucleotides. RefSeq names its product chromosome 8 C20orf96 homolog (gene C8H20orf96). The coding region runs from base 238 to 1212 and encodes 324 amino acids. The transcript is spliced from 11 exons. Lineage: Eukaryota; Metazoa; Chordata; Mammalia; Rodentia; Dipodidae. The record is from RefSeq and is a predicted model, not a curated record.